Molecule: messenger RNA, 2334 nt
Organism: Sclerotinia trifoliorum
Lineage: Eukaryota; Fungi; Ascomycota; Leotiomycetes; Helotiales; Sclerotiniaceae
Source: the annotation of a GenBank genome assembly
AACCAACGAUUUGUCGGAAACACCAUACAAUACCUUGAGACAGCGCAACUCCUAUGGUUAUGAUCGCAUAACUCCGCAGCUUGUUAUGAGUGGCCUCUGAGCUCUUUGCAAAUAUAAAAAUCGUUCUUUCUCACGCUCCAAGGACCGAUUGAUCAAAUUGAUACUUUCAAUAUUUAUUAAUUCAAUAUCAAAAUGACUACUCGCAACCCUCCCCAGUCUUUUAUUUCGAGUUAUGCUCCACGAUUGCGCACAUAUGCGAAUUCGCUACUUACGCCAGUCAUACAACCAGCGACAGCUGUUGCGGCACCACUCGGUCGGACAACCAAACGAGGAACUACGGCAGUAAACUAUGCGGAGGAUGGAUACGACUAUGAGGAGGAUGAAGAUGAUGAAAACAAGAGAAGGCCCACGGGUUUAAGGAGUUUACGAAGGGAAGAUACUGGACAAGCAAAACAAGACCCCGCGGACAAGGUUGGCAAGGAAGCUACUGCGCCAGUAGAGGUUCAGGGAAUAUGGAGAGAUUGGAUGGGCAAGCAGAGGCCGGGAAAGACCGACAUGCAAAACUAUGCGCAAGUAGCAUUGCCAUUGACAUUAAUCCCGAUUCGAAUCGACCUUGAUAUUCCUUCCUUCACACCUCCUGCGCCUCUACCAGUUCCUGUAAAUAUUCAAGUCUCAUACCCUACGAUUGAUACCUCCCUCCCUGUAUACAAGCCGCAAGAGACGACAGUGCCGUAUCGCUUGAAGGAUGUGUUUUUGUGGAAUUUACACGAGACAUUGACGACCACAGAUCAAUUCGCGCAAACCAUGGUACAAGAUUUGGACUUGCCAAACAGAGGACAAAUGGCGGCGGAAAUCAGCAAGCAGAUCCGUACACAGCUUGAAGAAUACGCUGGUGUGGCUCUUCAUCCGCUCUUUCAUUCACAGCAAACGGCAAUGGCAAAUGGCACUGUAAACACCAUCAAACAAGGACCAUCGUCUCGGGAUGCUUCAAACACACCUGCUGCUGCAAGUGGAAAUGCCACCCCAAUGCGAAAUGGUAUCGGUCAAUCUAAUGGAUUUUCAACCCCUGCUAAACCUACUACUGCACAAUCGCAAGAUAUUACCGCUACUGCUACCUCGAUAGCACCCGAUUCUGAUGAAUAUAACCCGGAUGACAUGUACCGGUGCAUCAUUAAUUUAAACAUCAACCUCUCGAACCAUCUCUACACAGAUAGAUUUGAAUGGUCAUUACUACACCCUCCAGGGACAGCUGAAAUUUUUGCAAAACAGACCUGUGCAGAUCUUGGAUUACCCGGUGAAUGGGUCCCGGCCAUGACACACGCCAUCUAUGAAGCAGUUUUAAGACUGAAAAAAGAGGCAUGUGAAAGUGGUGGUUUGGUUGGUGGUUAUGGAGGAGAUAUACCCAAUGAUGCUGCACAUGGCAAGGAUGCUGGAUGGAGAUAUGAUAAUGAACAUUUAGCAGAUGAAUGGGAGCCAAAGGUUGAGAUCCUGUCAAAAGAAGAAAUUGAGAAACGUGAGGGAGAUAGGGAGAGACAAAUUAGGCGAAUGAGGCGAGAGACCGCUCGAUUUUCGUCGAAUUCCGGGAUGGCAGGCGGUCUUCCGACACCUGGUGAGAAUAGAGGAUACUUUGAUGAGCCACCAGCUGAAGAACGUAUGGGACGCGGUGAGAGGAGUAAGAAGAAGAGACGUUUUAGAAGUCUUAGUCCACUGGGGAGAUCUGGGACACCUGGUGGAAGAGGCACACCAGACACUGGUGGUAUUAGUGGGUAUGGUGGAGGUGGCAGUCUUACUGAGUUCGAGCGGAAUAGUUGGAGAUGCUCUCACUGUAAAGUCUGGGGAACAUCAGUUUGGUGUGUCAGGGACGGACCUUCCGGCCCAAGAGUAAGUUACCUUGAUUUUUUGAGGAUCACAAUACUAAUAACUUUCAGACUCUUUGCAAUAACUGUGGAUUCCUCUUUGAACGAGAUCGGAAGCUACCUCGAGGGGCCAAGGAUCUGCACAGACAAGAUAUCCGCUCAAGUGAUUACAGAUGAAGACAAUUCCACUGUUUGUUGCAUAAGCGGGUAUGGCAGAGUUCUGCUUUAAUUUUCAUGGAUUUAGGGAUGCUUGCUUUACUUGGAGUCUGAGAUGGGGAGCUUUAUAUCACAUGGCGAUGUGGUAAUAUGAUCCGGAUCACAAAUGAUUUACUUCUGGCACACAGUGAGGAUAUGUUUGAGUAGGGAUGGAAAAGUCAUUUUCAUAGAGCAAUGACUUUCUAAAAAGAAACUUUUGUACAAUAAGGAGCUUAGGCCAAUUAAUGAAGUCUGAUCAGGAAAUAUGAGCAUGAUAGUCUUG